UGAUGUCCUCUCCUGUUCCCGAAAAAGGACCUCCCGAAGCCCAAAGGAAACGCAAACGAACUAUAUUCAGCCGUGCGCAAUUAUUCGAAUUGGAGCGCGCAUUUGUGGCGACACCUUACCCAGAUAUCACUUUGCGCGAGAGACUGGCUGCUAUAACUCUACUUCCAGAGAGCAAAAUUCAGACCACACAUUCCUUCUCUCCACAGGUCUGGUUUCAAAACAGACGUGCUCGAAGCAUUAAGAGUGGAAGGCUGAGUAAGUCUGUUAGAAAUGGUCCAGGCAGAGACUCCAGACUUUCCUUCCCACCAUCAAGUGAGCAUCCCCAUCUCAACUCCACUGUUACACCUUCUGAAACACCAGGAAUGUGGAGCAGGCAAGGUCAGCACUGUGCCUCACUCAGAGACCAGGAGGUCAGACCAGGCUGGUCGAAACAGAACAUGGGUCCCUGGUCCCAGAUUCCUGCCCAGCCUACCCCACCUCUACCACCCAUCUCCCCUGAUCUGCCUGAAGCCUUGCCUUGGAUACCAAGUCAACCACUGCAGCCAGGGACCCUGUCUGAGAAACAGGAUCACUUAUUUCUGAAAAAUUGGAGCGAUUUCAACCAGGCCUUUACCUCAUCACGAACAUUUCGAUCACCUGCAACAAAGUGUGCUUACCUGGACAGGCAUGUUACCAUGUCUGUGGACCAGGUGGUCCCUAUGCAGACACAGCAAGUUUACUGGGAGAGCCAAGGCAAAAUGCAGCACCAGACCCCAGCACACCCACAGACAUCCCUGGGGGAUAUCUCUGAUAUAAUCUACAGUGCUGCAGUGGUGACAAACCUGGUGGAUUUCUAAGUGGUUGUUAAGGACUUAUGAGAACUCAACAUGAUAAUGUUCCGUGAGACUGAACAGACUGUAAACUCUGUGAUUUCAUGGUGCAUUUUGUAUAUGUGUAUUGUGUAUGUGCCUCUGUCUCUCACAAAAUGUACUUUUUAGACUUUUUCCACACUCCUUUGUUAUUGUAAUUGCACUGUGUCCUCUCUAUUUACUUUCCCACCUUUUUAUGAGGAUGGGAAGGGGUAUUUAUUCAGAUUAAUUGUAAGUGAAUACAUUAUUGGACAUUAACUACAUCUAGUUAUCAUGUUCAGGUGAUAAAUAAAUCUCAAAUCGUGUAAUUCAUGGCUCAUUUUCUUACAAUCUACAUUAUAUACUGUACAUAUGCUGUUUACAUACUUUGUAUACUCUAUUGACAAUGACCAUUGUUUGGAUUUAAUUGAGAGCUUCUGAGAACCUCAGGUUUCAUGUCAUAUAUUGGUUAAGAUCCUUUUAAAAACAUAACAAAGUAGAAUCAGUAAAAGCGGGGGGCGGAGGGGAAUGGUGCACAUAAUUGUUUUCUAAAUAUCUAAA
Messenger RNA from Clupea harengus (Atlantic herring), 1388 nucleotides. RefSeq names its product SEBOX homeobox (gene sebox). Lineage: Eukaryota; Metazoa; Chordata; Actinopteri; Clupeiformes; Clupeidae. Gene Ontology annotation, molecular function: DNA binding. The transcript has 2 exons. The record is from RefSeq and is a predicted model, not a curated record. The coding region runs from base 3 to 836 and encodes 277 amino acids.